Messenger RNA from Aspergillus clavatus NRRL 1, 3219 nucleotides. Its product is annotated as putative protein kinase. The transcript is spliced from 3 exons. Bases 1 to 3219 code for a protein of 1072 amino acids. The record is from RefSeq and is a predicted model, not a curated record. Gene Ontology annotation, molecular function: cyclin-dependent protein serine/threonine kinase activity; RNA polymerase II CTD heptapeptide repeat kinase activity; cyclin binding. Gene Ontology annotation, cellular component: cyclin/CDK positive transcription elongation factor complex; nucleus. Gene Ontology annotation, biological process: transcription elongation by RNA polymerase II; protein phosphorylation; positive regulation of transcription elongation by RNA polymerase II. Lineage: Eukaryota; Fungi; Ascomycota; Eurotiomycetes; Eurotiales; Aspergillaceae.
AUGGCCGGGUCCCGUAGCAGUCCGCCACUGUUGAGAGACCAGUGGAGCGCCGCCGACGAUACCAGAGACCACAGAGAUCCAAGAGAUCGAGGGAGGCCAAGGCCUCGAGGCUCAGAACGUGGAAGAGGGAGGGAUAGGUUCCGCGACAGAGAGCGUCGUCGCCGGUCCAAAGCGAACGUACCUCACCCCCCGUUACGAUCGCCGCCGCCUUCGCGCCCUCACCCACACCCCGACUUUGAAGGCAGCCGUUCGCAUCGUGAAUUCUCUCCUAAUAAUCCCUCCGCUCGUGGCUCACCUGGCCUUUCCUAUACCGAGCCUAGACAACGACAGCAAGAGCCUCACCAGGACUCUUCCCGACCUGUUGAAUAUCUGGGUUCAAGGCUGUCGGUUGAGAGAGCGACCGAAAAGGACUACAAGAGGGACGAGUCGCCGUCUGCACCCCCUCCCUUCAAACGAAAAAGGACACAGAGUCCACCUCCUGGACUAGGUCCCCGUUCUCGUCAGUACGACCAAGGCUAUAACUAUCCGCCUGCGGAUCAGUUCGACGAAGCCGAUCGGGGUUACCCUCAUAAGAAACGUGGUCGAUUCCCAGGUCGAGGCAGAGCGCGUCGGAGAUCUCCUAGAAGAGGAAGGGACCGACGAAGAAAGGAAUUCGACCGAUUCAACCCUUCGGAGCCUAAUUCAUAUCGAAAUCCCCGUGGACGAUUUGUCAGUCCACACCCUGAAGACGGUCCCGAGGACGAGUUUCGCCAUCGAUCGACUUCUCGACAUUCUGUUCAGUCGCGUGCUUCGAGGUUCUCAGCAAAUUCACGACGCAAUUCAAACGCGAGCACGACAAUGAAUCCAAGGCCGACGCACUCCGCAAUGAACCAUUCAUUUGGAUCUCCGUCUCCGCCUCGACCUCAUUCCAACAUUGAUGCUGAUCUUCCUAGCGCUCCUAUUGAAGGAGAUACCAGCAGUAGUCAACGAGCUCGCACCUCACGACCUCAUGUCGAUACUAACCAGAAUGCACCCUCUCCCAACAACCAGGGGUCUCCUCAAUCGACAUCUCCUCACCCUGCACGUGGGGGCUGGGCUAGUCAGCCUGCGUACUCUGGGCCACAGGGUUCCAGGCAUUCCUCGCCAUAUCGCCAGAACAAUUAUACUUCGCAAAGCGGCUCACAAGAUCAGUUUCAUCAGGGCCAGAAUCCACCAACCGGACCAUCGAAUCACGGCCAAGCAUAUUCCGGCUCAUCCUAUCGAGGUGGGCAUUCGGGAUAUCGAGGAACUUAUCAGAAUCACGGUCAAAACCGGCGAUUCUCUGGUUCCGGGCCGUCACCUCGAGGACGCGGUCGAUUCAACAAUCUACAAUGGAGCGCCCGCGGCCGGGGCGGCUCCAACAGCCCUCAUACGACUCAUGGACAUCCUUCACAAAGCCCUCCCCCUCCUGGAGCAGACAUGCAGAGUCUUGCAGGCGAGAGGGGAGAACACGAGUCUUUCACAUCUCCAAGGAGAGAUCUCCAAGAGGAAAAUAACAAUUCGAAAGCUGGCUCUGAAAAUGGGGACUCCCAGCAAGUGCCCCAACCCACGCAGCCGUCUGACACCAACUCUACGCCAAACAAAGGCGGGAAAUUCAGUUUUGCUUUCAAAGCCAAAAGCACACCUGCACCCGCUCCAAAGGCUGUGCCGGAUUUGGCACAGAGAAUGCAGGCGCGAGAACCGCCACCCCGUGUUGCUGAUGCCCCUCUUAAUCCCCGCAACAGAGUACCCCUUGGCCCACCUCCAAGAUUCAAACCGGAACCCCGUUUUGAUCGACGCGAUCGCGACCGAGAUCGCGAACGACACCGAAAUCGAGACAGAGACAGGGGAAGGCGCGACCGCCGUGAUUUCCGAGACCCGCGUGACAUUCGCGAUCACAGGGAUGACCGCGACUUUCGGAAAGACGACCGUCGAAUUGACAACCGCCAUGAAACGAGGAAUGAUGACCGGCGGCAGGAUGCUCGUCCUCCGCGUGGACCACGCCGACCCCGAGAACGCUCGCCUGACUUAAAGCCACCCAAGAUUCUGACUCGACCUAAACCUCGUCCUACCCUACCAGACGAAUACGCAAACUCUGACUCUGUCUAUUAUCGCAAGCCAGGGAACGAAUCCGUGAUCGGUGCUGGCACCUACGGAAAAGUCUUUAAAGCGAUUCACGUUUACACUCAGAAAAAAGUGGCUCUCAAGAAGAUACGGAUGGAAGGGGAGAAGGAUGGGUUCCCCGUCACAGCUGUUCGCGAAAUCAAAUUGCUACAGCACCUUCGCAACCACAACGUGGUAAGCUUGCUGGAGGUUAUGGUAGAGAGAAACGAAUGCUUCAUGGUGUUCGAAUACCUUUCUCAUGACUUAACCGGUCUCAUCAACCAUCCGACGUUCAGUCUCACCGCAGCCCACAAGAAGGACCUGGCGAAGCAAAUGUUCGAAGGCCUGAACUACCUACAUCAUCGGAGUGUGUUGCAUCGCGACAUCAAGGCUGCGAAUAUCCUCAUCAGCAAUACGGGUCUAUUAAAAUUUGCUGAUUUUGGCCUGGCACGGUUCUUUUCAAAGAGUCGUCAGCUUGAUUACACGAAUCGCGUGAUCACGAUCUGGUACCGGCCGCCAGAACUGCUACUUGGGGAGACUAGAUACGGUCCAGCAGUUGAUGUUUGGAGCGCGGGCUGUGUGUUUGUCGAGUUGUUUACGAAGAAGGCUGUGUUUCCUGGCGAAGGCGGCGAGAUCAGUCAGCUCGAAAAGCUCUACAACUCUCUGGGAACACCCACCCGGAUUGAGUGGCCUGAUAUUGUGGAGAUGCCUUGGUUUGAACUCAUGCGACCAACUGAGCGCAAGAAGAGGGUCUUUGAGGACGUGUAUUGCAAUGUACUAUCCCCAGCUGCCCUGGACCUGGUUUCUCAGAUCUUCCGCUACGAUCCGGCAAAGCGACCUACAGCGGAGGAAGUACUGGCACAUCCAUACUUUGUGUUGGAGGAGCCAGCUCCGCAACAGGCUGUUGAGUUGGAAAACAUUGAAGGUGAUUGGCAUGAGUUCGAAUCUAAAGCGCUUCGCAAAGAGAAGGACAAGGAGGCUCGUCGCGCAGAGUACCAGAGAGAUAAGGAGAAAAGGAAAGCGGCCUCAUCGGCUCCGCAGAGUGACAGAGACUCCAAACGUGCCAAGCAAGAACCGGAUGAGAACCUGCAAACCUCGGGUCAAGCUCCUGAAGAAUAA